AUGGCGGCCGUAUCUGCAGCUGGGCUACCUCCCAAUUCGACAGUAUAUGUCAAGAAUCUAGAUGAGCGGAUUAAAGUCGAACAGCUGAAGGUGGCUUUGGAGGAGAUUUUCUCGGAAUAUGGUACCAUCCUAGAGGUGGUCGCAAAGACCAAUCUGAAGGCCAAGGGCCAGGCUUUCAUCGUCUUCGAUAACGUCGACUCUGCGACCCGCGCUAUCGAGGAAAUCAAUGGCUUCGACAUUUUCGACAAGCCCAUGAUCCUGGACUAUGCGAAAAGCAGAAGUGAUGCGACAGUGCAACGCGAGGGCGGCAGCGACGAGCUAGAGGCUCACAAGCGGAAACGUCUCGCUGAGAAGGAGCGCAAGCAAGCCCACGAGGCACUCGAAGCACAGAAGAAACUCAAGCGUCCUGCCCCCAACGCCGAGCCCACACGCCCGGCCAAGACUACGAAAGGCGCUGGCCUCAAGCCCACCUCUGGCACCACAGCUGCUGUCAUUCCCGACGAGUACCUCCCGCCAAACAAGAUCCUGUUCUUGCGGGACCUGCCAGACGAUGCCAACGAAGAGGGUCUUUCCGCCAUCUUUGGCCGCUUCGAGGGAUUCCAGGAAGUCAGAUUGGUACCUGGUCGCAAGGGAAUUGCCUUCGUCGAGUACGAAGCCGAGACGGGAGCAAUCAGCGCAAAGGAGGCUACAUCGGGUAUGCCAAUGGGCGAGCAAGGCAAGGCCAUUCGCGUUACCUAUCAGCGACAGUAG
This is a messenger RNA of Penicillium olsonii, 750 nucleotides long. Lineage: Eukaryota; Fungi; Ascomycota; Eurotiomycetes; Eurotiales; Aspergillaceae. The record is from the annotation of a GenBank genome assembly.